AUGAAAUAAAAUAUGUUUAAUAGCAUUAUUUUGCAAUUUUUUGCAAAACACAAAUUUAAAGAUUAGAUUUUUUUAUUUUAUUAAAAACAAUGCUUGCAUUUUAGCUUGCAUUUUUCGUCCUUUAUAUGUGAAAUGGUGGUCACAGCAUUGAUAGACAUAUUAAUUACGGUGUCUGUUGCUGAUUCAUUUGAGUUUCAGUUCGUUGAUUAUUUCGUUAAACUAAAUGAAGCUUGGAGUGUGAACUGCAGCACUCCCUAUCCCGAUAAGUGGGCUGAUUGGGUUUUCUCGAGUGCCGAUUCCGAAUACGAUAGCUAUAUAUUUAUGGAUGGGAAGUUCAUUCAGUCCAUGGAGGACAGAUACGAGAUGAGUGUAUCAGACGAUGGCAGAAGAAGCAGCCUGUCGGUGCAGCACAUGACGAAACAACACGCAGGAUUGUAUAGUUGCUGGCCGGAUGCAACAACAUUUGAUCACCGGCAACAUUACAAAGUCAUCGUCUUGGAUGAUCUUUCAAUAGACUUCACCAAGAGCGAUGGUGAAAGCAUAUCACUGAACAUGAGUGUAUCUUAUUUUGGAUAUAAACAAGAAGAUCCCACCUUCAAAUGCACGUUCGGUUAUGGGGAAAAAAUUAUGAAUAUCAAAUCGUGCAAAGUAAAAGAUAAUGAUUUUUCGAAUUGUCGUUUCGAAUUCCUAUAUGAUCUCGAUGAGGAAAUUCCUAUAAAAUGUGGGGUUUAUUUUGGAAACCAUUCUAUAAAUGGUGUUUAUUUAACUCUCAGUCCAGAAACUGAAGUAUAUUUCGUGCACAAAGAAACAACUUGGCAGGUGAGUUGUACUACCGCCUCGUCCCAUCCAAUGAAAUGGUUGUUCACGAACUUCAAAGUUCCAAACACGACCAUUGCCCUUUAUCAAAAGUGGAUUCAAAAUGCUUCUUAUGCUGAUAGAUACAGUUUCAAAGUAUCAGAGAAUAGGAGUACUUACACAAUGUCGAUAGGACACGUUGAUUUGAACCAUGCAGGCACGUACAUCUGUACUCACAAGUCUUCUGGCCACCUCGUCGAAAGAUGUAUCCAACUCAAUGUCAUCGAUGAAACGUCAAUAGAUGUCUUUGGCGACCCGAUGAAAUUAAUUAUGUUGAGUUCUCAUGCUGGCAGUAACGUGUCUGUACCGACAUUCUCGUGCGAGUUUGAUGGCGGAAUGGUGGCGGUGAUGGAAAAUAUGGAAUGUAAAGUUACGAAGCAGAACUCCACGAGAUGUCAUUUGGUGCAAGAAUAUGGUGAUGGACAGAAGCAUCCGAAAGAAUGUUACAUCAAGUUUAACGAUCAAUUGCUACUUAAAGGAGUUUGUUUGAAUGGGCGAGUGCCCGGCAUGGGUAUGGGGGGGGUUGAUACAAAAUAAGAAAUAGAUAGUACACAGGUCACUGUUUAUAUCUUGCCCCUGACUACUUGUACAUAAGACCUUACUAAUUGUAUAUUUACUUACAUCUUUUUAUCAUCUUGAUGAAGUU
Molecule: messenger RNA, 1501 nt
Organism: Helobdella robusta
Lineage: Eukaryota; Metazoa; Annelida; Clitellata; Rhynchobdellida; Glossiphoniidae
Exons: 7
Coding region: 133-1392 (419 amino acids)
Source: RefSeq, a predicted model, not a curated record